Daphnia carinata is the source of this 819-nucleotide messenger RNA. RefSeq names its product probable thiopurine S-methyltransferase. The record is from RefSeq and is a predicted model, not a curated record. Bases 88 to 786 code for a protein of 232 amino acids. NCBI's taxonomy places the organism in Eukaryota, Metazoa, Arthropoda, Branchiopoda, Diplostraca, Daphniidae. Gene Ontology annotation, molecular function: thiopurine S-methyltransferase activity. The transcript has 5 exons.
AGAUAGUCGUCGGCUUCUGCUAUUUUAGAAUCAGACGUGGUUCGUUGAAAACGAAUUUACAAGCCAUUUACGAUUACUAUUCGAAAGAUGGAGGAGCGUGUCGAGUAUUGGUCCAAGAGAUGGCAAGCAGAGGAUUCACCUUGGCAUAAAUCUGACGUAAAUAGAUUUCUUGUGAGUUUUUUUUAUCGCGUUCAACAAAUUAAAGAGGGAAAAUUGCGGAUAUUUGUCCCUUUGUGUGGCAAAAGCCAUGAUUUAAAAUGGAUCUAUGAUCAAGGACAUGAAGUGGUCGGAUUAGAUGGAGUAGAGAAACCAAUUUUGGAGUUCUUUCAAGAACAGGGAAUAACCUACACAAAAGGGAGUGAGGGAGCCCUGCAAUUCUACAUUAGUGAUGAUGGACGUCUAAAAAUCUAUCAUUCAGAUUUAUUUGCUUUGGACACAUCUGUCUGUGGCAAGUUUGAUGGAAUCUGGGAUCGUGGAUCUCUGGUUGCACUUUUACCUGAAGACAGAGUUCGUUAUGCAAAGUUAUUGAAGAGCCUGUUGAACGAAAAUUUCGCCUAUUUGCUUGACACCAUGCAAUAUGAUCAAUCACAAUAUCCAGGGCCUCCUCUCAGUGUGUCUGUAGAAGAAGUAACUAAACUGUUUGAGGACAGGUGUGACGUGGAAACGCUAUUAACCGUUGACACAAACGCUGACCCUACAUCGGCUACUUCGUACAAAAUUCGCUUUAACCUAGACGAAUGCUAUGAGAUAAUUUUGUUGCUCAAACCUAAAGCUACUUCGUUGUAAACGAGUUGCUGAAACCAAAGAGCUAUUUUUUGU